Aspergillus aculeatus ATCC 16872 is the source of this 1470-nucleotide messenger RNA. Its product is annotated as cytochrome P450. Bases 1 to 1470 code for a protein of 489 amino acids. NCBI's taxonomy places the organism in Eukaryota, Fungi, Ascomycota, Eurotiomycetes, Eurotiales, Aspergillaceae. Gene Ontology annotation, molecular function: oxidoreductase activity, acting on paired donors, with incorporation or reduction of molecular oxygen; iron ion binding; monooxygenase activity. The transcript has 4 exons. The record is from RefSeq and is a predicted model, not a curated record.
AUGCCUGGCGAGGCGAUCUACACAUACAAGUACAACAAUGGCAUGCAAGAUAUGGUCGUCCGCUAUGGGCCUUCAACCCUCAGCUUCAACUCGGCCACGGCUAUGACUGAAAUCUAUGGUGUCCGGGCCAACGUUCGCAAGACAGACGGAUAUGCUGCGCUGGGUCUCAGUCGUCGCUGUCCGAAUAGCUUAGUUGCCAUAGACAAGGGGCUGCACGGCUUCAAGCGACGGAUCAUGGCCCAGGUAUUUUCCGAGCAGAACUUGAAGCAGAUGGAGGAGCGCAUCCUGGACAAUGUCACGGACUUUGUUUCGCUGCUGGGUUCGGAUUCAGAGGCCUCGCGGGGAUGGGGUCCGCCCAAGGAUGUCGCGCAGGCGUGCACCUGGAUGACCUUCGACAUCAUUGCCGACCUCUGCUACGGGGAGGAUCUCAACCUGUUGCAGGUGGAAGACAUGCGAUGGUUUCCGUCUGUAUUCCGCAAGAUCAGCCAACGGGGCAUGAUGAGCCUCAUCCAGCCCAGAUUCAUCCAACUCAAGCUCGACCACUUCCUCCUCGCCUCUCAGUACAAAGACAUCCUCCGUGCGGGCAGCUGGAUCCGCGAACGCGGCGAAGCCCGCGCCAAACUGGGCAACAAGAACAUCGAGAAGGACAUCUUCAGCGUGAUGCUGAACGCGACGGAUCCGAAAACCGGCCGGAACUUCACUCAGAAAGACCUCUGGGUUGAAUCCAUGCUUCUACUGGUAGCAGGCUCCGACACGACCUCCAACGCCCUCAGCGCAACAAUCCACUACCUCCUGCACCACCUCACCAUUUUAGGGCCACUAAUCACGGAAAUCCGCUCGACCUUCCCCACCGAGACCAGCAUCAACUUCGACUCCGCCUCCCCGACCACCAGCCCGUACCUGCACGCCUGCGUCAACGAAGCCAUGCGCCUCGCCCCCUCCGUGCCCAACGCGCCCCCGCGCGCCGUCUGCCCCGGCGGCAUCUACAUCGACGGCGACUUCAUUCCCGCCGGCACCAUCGUCGGCGCCCCGAUCUACACCCUCCACCGCAACGAGGCCUACUUCGACCGUCCGGAUGAGUUCCGGCCGGAGCGGUGGUUGGAUCCCUCCUACAGCAGCAGCAGCAGCAGGUCUCCGACGGCUUCUGGUCCUUCAACCGCAGAGGAACAGCAGCAGCAGGGAACAUCCGCCGCGACAACCACCAAACAAACCCAGGCCUAUCAGGCCUUCUGCCCCUUCAGCUACGGGACCCGCUCCUGCGUCGGCUGGCGCCUGGCCUACACGGAGCUCCAUCUCGCCGUGGCGCGGCUGCUCUGGCGGUAUGAUGUUCGGUUAGCGGCGGCGCCGGCGGCUUCGACUUCCUCUCCGAAUCACGGCAAGACGGAUUCUGAGUAUGAGAUGAUGGGGUGGGUGGUUGCGGCGGUGGAAGGGCCGGUGGCGCAGUUUCGGAGGCGGGAGGAUCUCUUUUGA